This is a messenger RNA of Colletotrichum lupini, 954 nucleotides long. RefSeq lists its product as uncharacterized. The record is from RefSeq and is a predicted model, not a curated record. Lineage: Eukaryota; Fungi; Ascomycota; Sordariomycetes; Glomerellales; Glomerellaceae. The transcript is spliced from 2 exons. Bases 1 to 954 code for a protein of 317 amino acids.
AUGGCGACUCCCACGUUGGUGACGGCCAGCGGCCGGCCGACAGUUUACUAUCCACUCUCGACCCCAUGGCCACAGGCCAUCGGGUGCUCUGCGCAAUUCUAUCGCCAGUUGGAUGCGGGCACCGUGUUAGCCUGGGAUCCGUAUUUUGGAAAGGAUAUCGACGACAGCGCAGCGUCAUGUUUUCCACCAGAAGUGACAUCGUGGUGGUUUCAAACCUUGAGCCAGACAACGAGUAUCGCCUUGGGGCCAACAUUUGUAUGCCCUGAAGCAUACACAGCCGCGCAGACACGUCUUGAAGAUGGAGGGUUGCAACAUGUGUAUUGCUGCCCUAAAGACUAUACAUUCCACGUUCCACAACCGACCCUACCCGUGUUCCCUUCACAAUGUUUAUCGGAAGUCACGGCAGGCGAGACAAUCUUUUAUCAAUCGUUAACGGCUUCUGGGGGUAAACAAACUCACUUUGCAACUGGCACCGUGGUAAAAACAGGGACAUUGACGGUCUGGGCUGUCCCCAUCAACGGCUACAAUUUUCCUACAAGCUCGACCAGUGUGAGCAAUCCCGGCAUCACGAUUCCACCGACUACACAGACCAUCACACAGAAUUUACCUGCCUCCACAAAUACAGAAGUACCUCGAGGCAAUGGCGAUGAAUCAUCCGGCGCACCCCUUACGUUGACGGUCGGCGUGUCGGUUGGUGUCGUUCUGGGAGUAUUGGUUUUACUAGGUGGGGUCUUUAUGCUCUGGAGGCGACGUAGGAGAGCAAGAAAGGCCGGGAGUCCCAGAGAACUCGAGGCUACGACUGUCUAUCAUGUUGAGCCGAUUAAUUUUGAGGGUCGGAAGUUUGAACUGCCAGCACAGCCAGUUGUGGAACGGAAAUAUGAACUGUAUGGUGACGACAUCCAAACACAACCAACAACAGUACACGAGAUGCCGGGAAGUCGAGAGAAAGGUUGA